Molecule: messenger RNA, 852 nt
Organism: Micromonas pusilla CCMP1545
Lineage: Eukaryota; Viridiplantae; Chlorophyta; Mamiellophyceae; Mamiellales; Mamiellaceae
Exons: 2
Coding region: 1-852 (283 amino acids)
Biological process (GO): response to hydroperoxide
Cellular component (GO): cytosol
Source: RefSeq, a predicted model, not a curated record
AUGCCGAUCGUCCUCAUCUCCCCCGCGAAGACCCUGGACGAGACCCCGAUCGCGUCCAAGUCCGCGCUCUCGCGCGUCACCGCGCCGCGGCUUCGGUCGCGCACGGCGACGUUGCUCGCGAUCGCCGCGAAGCUCUCGUCCGCGCAGCUCAGAUCCCUCAUGUCCAUCUCCGCGCCUCUCGCGGACUUAAACCGAUCGCGGUACGCCGCGUUCGAGACGCAGCCCGAGAAGGCGUGCGCGUUCGCGUUCGACGGGCCCGCGUUCAGGGCGCUCGACGCGCCGACGAUGGACGAGCCGUCGCUGGACUUUGCGCAGAGGCACGUGCGAUGUCUCUCAGGGCUCUACGGGCUGCUUCGACCGUUCGACGCGAUCAGGCCGCACCGGCUCGAGAUGGGGACGAAGCUCGCGACGGGCGGUGAGAAGCCGAAGACACAGAAGAAGGAUCUGUACGAGUUCUGGGGCGACGCGAUCGCGGAGCUCAUCGUGGAGGAUCUGAUGGAGCAGCCGGUCGAGGAGCGAUUCGUCGUGAACUGCGCGUCGGCGGAGUACUUCAAGGUUUGGUUCGAGCUCACACUGUCGGUUCGCGCGGACGUUCUGGAACGCGCGGGGAUAGCGACGUACACGUGCGUGUUUCCCGGGCCGAGCGUGCACGCGAAAGCCGCGCGAGGCGCGAUGGCGCGACACGUCGCGGUGAACAAGAUCACGCGAACGGAGGGGUUGAAAGCGUUUCGAGGCGUCGCCGGCGAGUGGAGCUUCGCGGAGGAGACGAAACCGAGGACGUUCGUGUUUAAGGUGCGUUCUAUACACUGGUCCCCAUACGACCGCGUUGGCGUGGUGAACGCCGUUUCUUAA